Myzus persicae (green peach aphid) is the source of this 1867-nucleotide messenger RNA. RefSeq lists its product as uncharacterized. NCBI's taxonomy places the organism in Eukaryota, Metazoa, Arthropoda, Insecta, Hemiptera, Aphididae. The record is from RefSeq and is a predicted model, not a curated record. The coding region runs from base 450 to 1199 and encodes 249 amino acids. The transcript is spliced from 6 exons.
GCCACUGUCCCGGCCGAGUCUGCGAACGUCACAACGCCAGCCAGCCAGCCAGCCAGCCAGCCACGCGUCAUAUAUUGUUAUAUUAAUAUUAAUUUAUUCAGUUAAACAUAAUAAAACGCGCAUACAAUAAAAUAAAUAAAAACUAUUAUUAUUACCUGCCAUUGUCGCGGUCGGGUAUUCGAUACAACAGUACAACAUACGCGUAUUGUAAUAAUAUUUAACAUCAUUACCGUUCCUUGCUGUCAUCGCCGGUUUUUUGAUUUUGAUUUUACGCCCACCGUUUGUGCAUUUCAAAUUUCGCGAUUUCGCGAUUUUUAGUUUUUUUUUUUUAUUUGAAUCCAUUGGUUUUUAUAUUUCUUCAUAAACCAAAAAUUCUCCCCGAAAAACCACACGUCUAAGUCCCUCAGUCGUGUACCAACUAUAAUACCCGUGUCGAUUACUGCUCAACGAUGAUCGACUACCUGCAGACAAUUUUUAUCGUGGCCGUCGCCAUGGUGUACGUCCAUGCGGAAAAGUCAAAAGUCAUUCCGCCUUACAUAAAACAAUGCAUCCGAAACGACCCUAAGCUCAAUGAAUGUCUCGCAGCGGAAAUCAAUCAUUUAAGACCGUACUUGAAAGAAGGAAUCGAUGAAAUCGAAUUGCCACCUGUGGAACCUUUCAGAAUGGAUUCGUUGAGUUUAGCAAUUACCGGUGGAUCUAAUGGUUACAAAAUCACUUUGAGAGACAUUGAUUUGUUUGGAGCCAGCAAUUUCUCUAUUCAAAAAGUUUUAUUGCGUCCGAAUGCACCAUUUGAAGGUAAAGUCAGAAUUCCAAAAAUGACUAUGGACGCAAAAUAUGCCAGCACUGGAGUGUUAUUAGUGCUGCCUGCUAACGGAAAUGGAUCAUUUCACGCAGAUUUAGGUGAUGUCACUGCUACAGCAAAAGGAAUUGUGUCUAGUUAUUACAAAGAUACCGAAAAAUAUUACAACUUGGACUUCUUGGAAGUAGAUUUAGUCAUAAAAAAAGCGUACAUGGUUGUCAGCAAAGUCAACAACAAUAGGAUAAUUGUUGAAGCUACAAACUUAUUUUUGCGUGAAAAUGGCCAAGAAGUAUUACAAGUAAUGAUGCCUCAACUCCGAACCAAAUUGGCAGCUAUUUUCAAGAGGAUAGUAAAUCAGUUACUGACUCACGUCCCCGCAGAUACGUUCUUCAGUAGCUAAAUUACUGUUUUCAUAAAAUGAAAAAAAAACACUUUUUAUGUUAAGAGAUUAAUUGUUUCACUUUUUCGUAGUUAAGGUCCUUUUUAGACUAAUUUUGUUAAUAUUUAAAAUUUGUAUUAUUAAUUUUUUUAAACUGAUAAACUUUACUAUUGUAAUAUAUAUUAUGUCGUAAAACAAAACUCUUAGGGUUUGUGAAUACCAAAUUUCCCCCGGCACAGUGCCAUCAGAAGUAUGAUUUAUUUCAAAUAAUUUCAUAUAUUAUGAUACAUUGACAUGGUAAUGAUUUUUUUGUUAACAGGAAAUCAAAUACCCUUAGUCUACACAUAACGUUACGAAACUCAUGUGCAUUUUAAGACUCGGUAGUAUAUUAUUUGCGAAUCGCUAUAAAAUAUUAUAUACACUUUAGUUAUUAUAUUGUUGACAAAAUCUAUCAUAUAAUAUCAUAGACAUCAAAUUGUUUUCAAUUAAUAUUUAUGUGUAUUUUGAGUGAUUUCGUUAAGAAAUAAAACUCACGGAAAAUGUGAUUUUUACCUACCACUGUCGAAUGAUAAUAUUAUGAAAUAGUUGUAUUUUUAAAAAUAUUAAUUGAGUUUCUAUUAUUCAGUUAUUAUGAACAGCCUAUGUGUAACAGUGGGUAUAUAUAAUUAUACGUUAUUUGAAUAACUUUU